Effrenium voratum is the source of this 1020-nucleotide messenger RNA. NCBI's taxonomy places the organism in Eukaryota, Dinophyceae, Suessiales, Symbiodiniaceae. The record is from the annotation of a GenBank genome assembly.
AUGGCAGACGUGGUGGUUCAGGGCAAAGUGAUUGCCACCCCCUCGGAUCAGCCUGAGGCAGGUCCAUACUAUGGACCUGGUGCCGCCUAUCAAGCGCCACAGGCGCAUGUACAGCAUGGGCAGCCAGGCUAUGGGCAAGGUCCUUCCUACAAGCCAGGAGCUGCGCCGUACUCUCCAUAUGCAGGGUCCCCGAUGCCGGCAACCUAUGGACAUGGGUCAGCACCGGCACCGCCGCCGAGACAUGACCUGGAUGUGGUGCAGCUCUCCUGCAAGGAUGCGCAUUUGCCACCGGAGGUGCGGCUAGGCUUUGUGAAGAAGGUCUACGGCAUCUUAGGCACCAUGCUGCUGAUCACCUUCGGCAUCACCACGCCGUUCAUUUUUGCGACAAGGGAUACUUUGCGGUUUUUCCACCAGAACCAAUGGAUCCUCUACAUCGUGGGGGGCAUCGUGCUGGCACAGUUGGUCUUCGACCUGUGUAUGUCCUGCCAACUUUGCUGUGGAGGCACAGGACUUAUCAGGACCUACUUUGCUAUGAUGAAGACUCCACCCUGGAACUAUUUGUACCUGAUGACCUUCUCAGUGUGCUUCGGUGUGCUCAUCGGCUUCGUGUGUGCUCAGUACACCGCCCAGUCGGUGCUGCUGGUCUUCGCGCUGACCUUCGUGCUGGUGGUAGCUUUGACCAUCUACGCGGUAAAAACCCAGGCGGAUUUUACCGGCUGCGGGGCCUACAUCAUGGUGCUGCUGCUUGGAUUCGUCAUGCUGAUCUUGGUCUACUCCUUCUUCCCGAGCAGCCUGGUGUGGGACAAGAUCAUUGCAGGGGCUGGCGCCACGUUGUUCGGCUUCAUCAUCGUCUAUGAUACCCAGAUGAUCUUCGGUUCUGCGUCGGCCCAAUUUGGAGGAGGGAAGAGGGACAUCGAGUACACCAUUGACAUGUAUGCCUUUGCGGCAUGGAGCUUGUACCUCGACUUCCUGAACUUCUUCUUGUACAUGCUCCAGCUCUUGGGGGAAAGGAGGUCGUAA